AUGUCUGUGAUUCUUUGCACAGCGGGCUACGACCACACUAUUAGAUUCUGGGAGGCCCUCUCCGGCAUCUGCUCCCGCACGAUCCAACACCCCGACUCCCAGGUCAACCGCCUCUGUAUCUCCCCCGACAAGCGCUUCCUUGCCGCCGCAGGCCACCACACGGUCAAGCUCUACGACAUCAAGUCGACGAAUCCGAACCCGCUGCUGACCUUCGAGGGCCACACGGGAAAUAUCACCGGCGUUGCCUUCCACUGUGAGGGCAAGUGGAUGGUUACCAGUUCCGAAGAUGGCACAGUCAAGAUCUGGGAGACGCGCAGCGGCCAGGUCCAGCGCAGCUACAACCACGGCUGUCCUGCCAAUGAUGUCGUGAUCCACCCAAACCAGGGUGAGAUCAUCAGCUGCGACCGCCAGGGUAGCGUUCGUGUCUGGGACCUGGCCGAGAACAAUUGCUCCCACCAGUUGAUCCCCGAAGAGGACGUCUCCGUCUCGAGCGUCACCGUCGCCAGCGAUGGUUCUCUGCUGUGUGCUGCGAACAAUGGUGGAAAUGUUUUCGUAUGGCAGCUACUGCAAGCCUACGAUCGCACACAGCUUCUACCGGUUACUCACUUCAACGCGCACAAGGAGUACAUCACGCGGAUCCUUCUCUCGCCCGACGUCAAGAAGCUCGCGACCUGCAGCGCCGACCACACCGCCCGCAUCUGGGAGGUGAAGGACCUCGAGCCUGCCGCCGACCAGGAGCCGAAGCCUUUUCCGCUCGAGGCGACCCUUACAGGCCACCAGCGCUGGGUAUGGGACUGCGCGUUUAGCGCCGAUUCGGCUUACCUGGUGACGGCCUGCUCCGACCACUACGCCCGGCUGUGGGAACUCCACAGCCAGCAGAUCAUCCGCCAGUACAACGGCCAUCACAGAGGCGCGGUGUGCGUCGCCCUCAACGACUACUCAGAGUCCGCUAGAUGA
Messenger RNA from Colletotrichum spaethianum, 957 nucleotides. Its product is annotated as TATA-box-binding protein. Lineage: Eukaryota; Fungi; Ascomycota; Sordariomycetes; Glomerellales; Glomerellaceae. Gene Ontology annotation, biological process: TOR signaling; regulation of actin cytoskeleton organization. The coding region runs from base 1 to 957 and encodes 318 amino acids. The record is from RefSeq and is a predicted model, not a curated record. Gene Ontology annotation, cellular component: TORC2 complex; TORC1 complex. The transcript is spliced from 4 exons. Gene Ontology annotation, molecular function: protein binding.